CGCUCAUCCCCGCUCUUCCUCUCCCAUCUAUUUUUCCUUUUCUGCAGAUCUCUCCGUCUUCCCUCCCCACUCUCACCGUCCUGAAUCGGCCAUGUCAAGUCAGCCCACCGGCUCCGGCCAACUCAUCCCCCUUCCUCCGCCUGAGGCGGACGCCCUCACCGUCUCCGACCAGUCUCAGAAGGCGUGGCACCUCUUCUCGCUCCUCCUCUCGUUGGGCCGCCCUGCCCAUCUGCUGGAGCUAGCCUCCCUCUGCACGCUAUUCCCCGCGCCGCCCGAGCUCAUCCGCUUCCUCUGCGAAAUUCCUUACUCGCCGAUCCAGCUGAGGAGCGGCCACUGCGUUACGCACUCUCAGACCUCCAUAAUUGCCAUCCGUCAGCUUCUGUCGAACUCGCAUCUAGUCGAUCCUCCCCGACCGCUGAGGAUCGAGAAGGCCUACUACAGGAAGAGGAAGAGGAGCGCGUCUGAGGAUGAUCUCCUGCUGCUCACGAAGAGGAGAGUGAAUCUGUAUCCCGAGGAAGGUGUAGAUGAAUGCUCGAUUUGGUGUUUGGCUGGAGGAAUUCAAGAUCCUUGUAAGAAGGUACAUUUUCUCAUUGGUGGAGAUGGAAUUACAGCUGAGAGACUGGAGAGAAACUUUCUAGGCGUGAGAAGUGAACUGAUGCAGAUGCUGCCCUUGUUUGCUAAUGUUGCCGGACACUCAACCUGGCAAUUAAGGGAUGCUGUGGACAAGGAAUAUCAAGAUGGAACAAGAAUGAAUAUGCAGAGAGUUGUUGUGCAUAAUGCCUGCAAAAUUGAAGAAAUUUCAGAACAAUCAAUUCCGGAAAUUUCACGAUCAGUGAUGGCAUAUCAGGCCACCGAUUCAGCACCCAUUAUUUCCCGUGGAGCAUUGAAGGAUAUUGUUCUGAGCACAGAGGAAAAUAAGGGAGAGAAGGGUUGCUUGGGGAGGGAAAACUUUGGAGAGUCAUCUAGUGUAGCGACCGAGAAAAUGAAUGCUCUAUUUAACGAGAUAGGGUGCAUGACCUAUGGUAAUAAGUCUAUAGCUCUUGGAACAAAUAAAGACGGAAUAACUGCAGAAGCACCACAGAAAGGAUUAUGUACAGGUCAAGGCAGCAGCUUAAGAGAAGUGGAACACCCUUCUCCACUUCCUAACAUCUCUCUAUUAGAUAGGCAACGUGAAAGUGAAUCUAAGAAGCAUGAGGUUAAAUAUGACAAUGUGGUUCCACUCAUGGAGGGUCAGGAGAAUUAUCCAGCACUUGAAUGCUCUCCAUCACAAAAGCCUUUGCUCAAACCGAAUGCCAACAGCAGAGCUGUCCAUGGGGCUGGAGUUUCCUCUAGGAUGCGAGCUCUAUACGAAUCUUUGGAGCAGAAAAAGGCAGCUUCAGCUCCUCGAGAAAAACAGCAAAAUAGAACUCAGAAGUUGAUUAAUGCUGACCGGAAAUUAAAGCAUGCAAACACUGCCAUUUCUGGUCAAGAAAAAAGGGAUAACUCUGCUGCUGCAUCUUCCAAAGACCAAGCUCAGGUGAAGGUACUGCCGAACUUGGAAUCUUAUGUGGUAGAAGAGGAAGAAGGUUCAGGGGGUUAUGGCACUGUUUAUAGGGCUCAUAGAAGAAAAGAUGGAAGAAUUGUUGCCAUAAAAUAUCCUCAUGCAAAGGCUCAGGAGCACCAUAUUGUCAAUGAACUAAAGAUGCUAGAACGAUUUGGGGGCAAAAACUUCAUAAUUAAAUAUGAAGGUUGUUUCAAGAGUGGGAACGCUGAUUGCUUUGUUUUGGAGCACGUUGAGCAUGACAGGCCUGAGGUCCUCAAGAAAGAAAUAGAUAUUCUUCAGCUACAAUGGUAUGCCUACUGCUUGUUCAGAGCACUUGCAAGUCUGCAUAAGCAGGGGGUAGUUCACAGGGAUGUGAAGCCAGGGAAUUUCCUUUUCUCUCACAAGACUAAUAAGGGCUAUCUUAUUGAUUUUAACCUUGCCAUGGAUCUGCAUCAGAAGCAUGCAACAAAAAAUAAACUGAAACUGGGGUGCAAUGGAAGCUUUGAUCCUCUUCCACUUUCCAAUGCUAAACCUCUAUCCCCAAGCAAAAUGAAGUUCCAUGGAGUUAGAUCCUUAGGUGCUGUGAGAAAAGAUGAAAUAAAAGUCUCAAAGUUGCGUUUGGAGGCCAAGAGCUUAAAGAGGAAGUCUAUGGAUCAGACAAAGGCUGGUAAUGAUGUGGGCAGUUGGAACACAGUAAGAAGUCAAGGUGCAGAAGGCUCGGGUGUAACCUCUGCUAGGGAUGUGACGAGCACUAGGACUGCAUCUGCAGAAAGGAUGAGGGAACCUCUGCCACGACAAGGUAGGAAGGAGCUUAUAAGCCUGUUGCAGAAAACAAUGCAUACAAAUAGCGAAGCAUCUAGUGUUCCAGCCCCUAUGAGAAAAAGGAUAGCUGCCCCUCCAGCAAAAAUCGAUGACAAGCUGCUGAUUAUCACUCCAAUGCCUGUACAUUCAACUGGCAUCCCUGUUUGUGGUGCUGGCUUCAGAUCAAGCAAAGGGGAUCACAAGAAAGAAGGACCUUGUGUUGGAACCAAAGGCUUUCGAGCCCCCGAGGUCUUGUUCAGAUCUCCACAUCAAGGUCCUAAGCUCGAUGUAUGGUCAGCAGGGGUCACCUUGCUCUAUCUUGUUAUUGGAAAAAUGCCCUUCUUGGGUGAUCCCGAGCAGAAUAUUAAGGAUAUCGCAAAGUUAAGGGGUAGUGAAGACCUAUGGGAAGUGGCUAAGCUACACAACCGUGAGCUGUCAUUCCCAGUGGACCUCUAUGAUGCACAGCACUUGAUGGCCACGAAUUUACGGGAUUGGUGCCGGAGAAACACAAGGAGACCGGACUUCCUCGAGGUGGUCCCUAGCUCAUUCUUCGAUCUUCUAGACAAGUGCUUGUCGGUGAAUCCUAGGUUGAGAAUCACCGCAGAGGAAGCUCUCAAGCAUGAGUUCUUUGUACCGUGCCACGAGGAGCUAAGGAAGCAGAAGCUGCUCAGGCGGGACUAUCCUUUGGAACCCGAAAUUAGCCACCCCAUCCAUAGAUACAAAACAAAUUUAUUACCGACGGCUGAAAUUUGACAGUAACUUGUCUCCUCAGCCAAUCUCUUAUUGGAAAAGUUAAGUCCCAUAAGAAAUUGAUUCCCAUUAUUAGCUUUGUACAUGUAACAUCAUGUUUGUGUAAGUUUCUUAUUCUUUCAUGUCCAAUGUAAAUGUACAUCGCGUCGGACCAAUCUGGCUAUUUGGCGAAGUCGGACACUUCUCUUCGCAUCUA
This is a messenger RNA of Punica granatum (pomegranate), 3269 nucleotides long. The record is from RefSeq and is a predicted model, not a curated record. Lineage: Eukaryota; Viridiplantae; Streptophyta; Magnoliopsida; Myrtales; Lythraceae.